This is a messenger RNA of Sphaerodactylus townsendi, 3065 nucleotides long. It is a transcript of the gene ACAD9, whose product is annotated as acyl-CoA dehydrogenase family member 9. The transcript has 18 exons. Bases 53 to 1903 code for a protein of 616 amino acids. Gene Ontology annotation, molecular function: acyl-CoA dehydrogenase activity; flavin adenine dinucleotide binding. NCBI's taxonomy places the organism in Eukaryota, Metazoa, Chordata, Lepidosauria, Squamata, Sphaerodactylidae. The record is from RefSeq and is a predicted model, not a curated record.
AUGCUGAAGUCGGCGACAACCGAAGCGAGGAGAGAGCGAGUCAGUGACAGGCAUGAGUGGGCUUGGCGCUAUCCUUCGAGUGGCGCGCGCCGCUUUCCCUGCCGGAGCCCGCCAGUUCCGCACCGCCUAUCCUCGGCCUUCCUUCGCCAAGGAACUUUUCCUGGGCAACUUUCGGAAGGAGGAGGUUUUUCCUUAUCCUGAGAUUAGCAAUGAAGAAUUGGAGGAAAUUAACCAGUUCGUAGAGCCUGUAGAAAAAUUCUUCAGUGAAGAAGUGGAUUCUAAGAAAAUCGACCAGGAUGCUAAAAUUCCUCAGGAGACACUUAAUGGACUAAAAAACCUGGGACUCUUUGGCAUACAGAUUCCAGAGGAAUAUGGUGGCCUUGGUCUUUCAAAUACUAUGUAUGCACGUUUGGGAGAAAUUACUUCUCAAGAUGGCGCUAUUGCAGUAACGUUAGCAGCUCACCAAGCUAUAGGACUAAAGGGGAUCCUUAUUGCAGGCACUGAAGAGCAAAAGAAAAAGUAUCUACCUAAAUUGGCGUCUGGGGAACACAUUGCAGCAUUUUGUCUCACAGAGCCAGGAAGUGGAAGUGAUGCUGCAUCUAUUCAGACUAGAGCAGCUUUGAGCGAAGAUGGCAAGAGCUUUUUAUUAAAUGGUUCCAAGAUAUGGAUAUCAAAUGGUGGUAUUGCAGAUAUCUUUACCGUCUUUGCAAGGACAGAGGUGGUUGACAAAGAUGGUUCAACCAAAGACAAAAUUACUGCUUUCAUCGUGGAAAGAGCUUUUGGUGGGAUCACUAAUGGAAAACCAGAGGAUAAACUAGGCAUUCGAGGAUCUAACACUUGUGAAGUUCACUUUGAAAAUACAAAAGUUCCGAUAGAGAAUGUUGUUGGAGAGAUAGGAGGAGGAUUUAAGGUCGCUAUGAAUAUCUUAAAUAGUGGACGAUUCAGCAUGGGCAGUGCAUCUGCUGGAAUGCUCAAGAAACUGAUAGAAAUGACUGCAGAGUAUGCUUGCACAAGAAAACAGUUUAAUAAGAAGCUAAGUGAAUUUGGAUUAAUUCAGGAAAAAAUUGCCCUUAUGGCUCGAAAAGCAUACGUAAUGGAGAGCAUGGCAUACUUGACUGCAGGGAUGAUGGACAAACCAGGGAUUCCAGAUUGCUCAAUUGAAGCAGCCAUGGUUAAGGUGUUUAGUUCUGAAAGUGCAUGGGUUUGUGUCAGUGAAGCUUUACAAAUCCUCGGUGGCCUUGGCUACAUGAAAGAUUAUCCAUAUGAGCGCUAUCUCCGGGAUUGCAGAAUACUUCUGAUUUUUGAGGGAACAAAUGAAGUUCUACGAAUGUAUAUUGCUCUGACAGGAAUGCAGCAUGCAGGCAAACAUUUAACCGAAAAAAUCAAGGAAAUCAAGAAGGGAGAUGUGGGAGUGGCAUUGGGAAUGUUUGUGAAGAGGAUCCGUGACAGCUUGGGCCGAAAAGUAGAUUUAGGACUUCUGGGUAAAGAUGGUAAAAGUGGAGUAGUACAUCCCAGUCUGGAAGAAAGUGCCAAAAAGCUUGAACAAAACGUGUACUAUUUCGGAGUUACAGUAGAAGGCUUGCUGAGAAGAUUUGGCAAGAGUAUUGUGGAUGAGCAGAUGGUUCUAAAAAGAGUGGCAGACAUCCUCAUUAAUCUGUAUGCAAUGACAGCUGUUAUUUCUAGAGCUAGCCGAUCCAUCAGUAUUGGUUUGCGGAAUCAUGAUCACGAGGUGCUACUUGCAAAUAUUUUCUGUACUGAAGCUGGCUUCCAGAAUAAUUAUGCAAUGGUGGAACUAGAGAAAUAUGCUCCUGAAAACAUGGAUGACAGCAUUAAAAAAGUGGCAAAGCAGGUGCUGGAAAAGAGAUCCUAUAUCUGUUCCCAUCCACUUGACAGAACAUUCUGAAGGUGGAAAAGAUGAUAGAAUUAUUGGUUAUUACAUAAUGGCCAAAGACCUCAUCAUAUAUAUUACCAGGCCCUUCUUUUGCUCGUGGUUAUGAAGCAGAGCACUGACAGUUUGGAUAUGAAGAACAUUUUUGCAAGCUGUAGUACAACUUGUAUAAGUAACGUUCAGGUGAUACCCAACUGAAAAUUCCAAACUAAGAACCAGAUCAUAGGAUGGAGAAAAAAGUGUCUUGUUUCUUUGCUUCAUUUUAGAAACAUGAUCCUCAUCAGCUGAAUAAUAUUUCUAAUGCCACAUCUGGUCAUUUCUUGAUUUAUCUGGAUCAAGGCUCUCCAAUCAUGGACUUUGAUUUCCAACAGCUCUGCCAAUUGACCAUGCUGGCAGGGGUGGAUGGGAAUCAUCGUCCAUGAACAUCUGGGGGGGCUUAGGUUGGAGACCCCAGAUCUAGAUGCUUCAAUUUCAGAUAUGGCCUGGGACUUCAUCAUACUAACCCAAAGGGGCAUCAAUUUGUAAUUUGUAAUUUUUCUAAUGCUGAGAAAUAUUUAGAAUUACAAGUUAAUAAACUCAACAACAGUGUAAGGUUCCUAUAAAAACCUGCUGGGGUGGGUUGCUAACCUAAGUAUAGAAAUAAUUCUUGAGGAAUAAAACACAAAGUACUAAUAAAGCAACACUUAAGUUGCCUCUUCCCACUCUAAUCCCCAUAUUUACUUGUUUCUAGAUUACUAGUUCCUAAUUAAUAUUGUCUGUUUCAGGCUCUCCCCAAACUACACACUUGACCUGCAUAUGGAAAUGGAGUCAAUAAUGUCUCUAUAGCAGUAAGUCAUGGUGCCAAAAGUAUUUUCUCAGCGUCAGUAUUCACAAGUUUUACCUGGAGAUUCUGUCUUUUAGAUACCUCAUAUAAACUUUUAAAUCAAGGCACAGGUGACGACUUGUGUGAGUUUUGUACGUACACUAUCAGUCAAUUUACCAUAACUUGACUGAACCUUCCCCAAUUUACCUUUAUCCUCCUUAACAGCUGAUGUUAACAUUUCAUUAGUCAAAAGCCAUCUCUGUGGAUGUUUCCUCUUGUAGUUAAAUGAAUGGUUGUCAAAAUGCAAUCUGGAAAACAGGAAGACUAUUGAAAAUUGCAAGUAACCACUGAAUAAAAUCAUCCGGAGUUUAAGAA